AUGUCGUCAGCUAGAUUGAUUCUACGCUCCGUGAGGCCUUCAAUGGCCUUCACGCGCCCAAUAUCCAUGACCGCGCGCCGCCUGGCUGGUCCCGGAAACUCGAAAGAACACGAAACGGCAGCAGGCCACCGCAAGAUCCAGACCGAGAAACCACUCAAUCCCCAUAUGACGAACACGACAUCGACAAUCGCAAACGAUAUGCCAUCUGCGGGAGCUCGGAAAGCGCCUCCGGAGCUCCUAACGUCUGUUGAUGCGGAUUUUGUGCCGAAAGACUCUGUGCCGGAGAAUACGGAGCGUAUGACGGGUGGCACGCAGAAAGCCCCUGAGGAUGGACCAAAUGCUGAGAUGGGUGUUGGGCAGAUGGAGGGAGCAAAGUUUAAAAUUGAGCCGUUGAGGAGAACGGGUGAGGAUGCGAAUACUACGAGAGCUAGGUUGUUAUAUCAGAGCCGCAAGAGAGGAACACUGGAGAGUGAUCUUCUCAUGUCUACGUUCGCAGAAGCACACCUUCGAGAUAUGACUCCUGCGCAGAUGGCACAAUUCGAUCUAUUCUUGGACGAAAAUGAUUGGGAUAUAUAUUAUUGGGCCACGCAGGAACCUACGCCUACAUCACAAGAGACAGCUGAGGGAGCUGGCCGUGGACCAGAAGGCGCUACGGCUAAUGCUCAAGGCACGGAUAAGGAACCAAAACUUGAGACGGAUGAGUGGCGACAGGGCAGCCCGAGGAGCGGGGAAUGGGCUCAGACUAUUGGGACAUUCAAGCCAGCGUAUAGACCGGUGCCGACGAGGUGGAAGAAUAGUGAAAUUCUAGCGAUGCUGAGACGACAUGUCAUCUCGAGGUCUGCAGGUGGUAUUCAUGAGGAGCCGCUGGAUGCUAAGAGUACUGGUGGUGGUAUGGCGUUUAUGCCUCCUGUAUUCUCAACGGAUCGCCCAUGA
This is a messenger RNA of Lachnellula hyalina, 933 nucleotides long. Its product is annotated as Succinate dehydrogenase assembly factor 2, mitochondrial. Lineage: Eukaryota; Fungi; Ascomycota; Leotiomycetes; Helotiales; Lachnaceae. Gene Ontology annotation, biological process: mitochondrial electron transport, succinate to ubiquinone; protein-FAD linkage; mitochondrial respiratory chain complex II assembly. The record is from RefSeq and is a predicted model, not a curated record. Bases 1 to 933 code for a protein of 310 amino acids. The transcript is spliced from 3 exons. Gene Ontology annotation, cellular component: mitochondrion.